Zootoca vivipara (common lizard) is the source of this 10271-nucleotide messenger RNA. RefSeq lists its product as uncharacterized. The record is from RefSeq and is a predicted model, not a curated record. Lineage: Eukaryota; Metazoa; Chordata; Lepidosauria; Squamata; Lacertidae.
GCACACAAACGUUUAUAUGGAAAGGAAGGUUUAGCAUAAUAAUAAUAAUUUUAAAAAACAGUAACCCCUUUGAAAAGCUGAUACGAAUGACCAAGAAAGCGAAACAUAUUCUGAAGCAUAUCUGAAUAUGCCGCAUGUUUUGUUUUAAUAUGCUCAGGAUAACCUGCAUUAUUACAAAAAGGAUACAAGUUUUAAAGUCCAUUUAAAACUUUUCAUUUUCACAGAUUUGCCCGCCUUUACUUUCACGUCGUGCUAUGCAGCUGGUUGCAAAAGCUUUUCUUUCGUAUACCUUCUUCUAAUGCAUGGGACAAUUUUAGACUGAAUUGCUUCAGAUGGUUUCAGAACACAUUAGUCCUCUAACAUGAAUGAGUUGGUCAAAAAACAUGGGCUGGCAUCUGUUUAAGAUGCAACACUUUGCAAGAUGGGAAAGGGGCCCAUUUCCAUUGUUGCCCUCCCAUUUCAUGAACAUGAUAUUAAUUCUCCAUUAUGGAAAUUCUUACACUGGCUUGCAGAUAGCAUAGUUGGGCCAUGUUGCUUGCUUUAUUUCCUUUUUUCUUUUUUUGCAUAACAUUGUGAAGUUAGCAGCUGUAUUAGUUCGAAUAAACGCCUUCUCAUUUUGUUUUAGCAAAUUACUUACAGUUGACCUUUUUUUUCAAAACUUUGAAAAAUAUCUUUUCUAUUGUUUGACCAUUUUAACCCACAAUCAAAGGGAUCAGAAAGGGCGUUUAUUCUACUGUCUGCAAGUCAGGUAAGAAGAGUCCCCUUCCCUUCUUUGCAAAGAAGAUAUGCAAAAAUAAAAAUAAAAAGCUUUUCAGGCAGUAAAACAUGCACCCACAGGAACAUGUCAUUUUGAGAUUCAUUUUGCUUGUUGAUGAAGAAAUUUCCGCAGUUGGAAGAAAGAACCGACAGCGAACGAUUUUCGUGUCAGAAUCUUUAAAACAGAGCAAGGCGUUGCGUUUAUUCGAACAAAUAUGAACUGUUCUUCGGUGAAGAGCCAGAAUAUGCAGAAAACCCAGCUGGCAAACAGGCUGCUUCUGCUGAUUCCGUAGAUCUUCCGCAACAUGGAUCUCUCCCGGAUCUGAAGGGCGCAAGUGGAAUGUCAUUUAUGCAUUCCUGGUCUGAGAAACAGAAACCUUCUUUCACACAGAAGUUAAAGUAUCGGUCUGUUAUGGCUGGAGAGCCAGUUGUUUUCCAGUGCAAAUUGAGUGCCGUUCCUUUGCCCCAAAUAACAUGGUACCAUAACAACAGGCAAAUCCCCCAAAGUCUGCGAAGGAGAAUAAAGAGUGAGAGUUGCAUGGAUAUGCACAGCUCCAGUCUAGAGGUAAACGAAGUUCAGGAAAGGGACUCAGGGAGUUACAAGGUUUUUGCUAUUAACAGUGAGGGUUCAGCUGAGUCCACUGCUUCAUUGUUGGUAGCAUGUGGUGACAAACAAAAUGCCAAAUACCUAGAGUUUUUGAGACAGUCAGAGCGUACUUGUCAACGUAUAGAGCAUCUGGUGCAGAAAAGGAGAGGCGAUAGGCUCAAAGUCGAUCUGCGGUGUAUUGGUUCUCCAUUUGAUAAGAAGCAGGAAACUGAGAAAGUGCUAAGAGCUUUUUCUCCUACCAAAGGGAUGGUGAGGACCAUAAGCUUUGAAAGUCUCCCGUCCUUAAGACAAGAAUUUGUAUACGAUAAGGAUUGGGUAAGAAACAGGCGUGCAGAUAGGGGAUGUAGUGAAGGAGAGGCUUUGCUUGAUGAGGAAACAAAAGUAAAGUUGCAGCGACUUCGCGAGGCAAAAAAAGCUAUGUUGGAAAAGAAAAAAGUGCUUCCAUCGCAGGGAUCGACAGAGGAACACCUUCCCUCUGCGGGAAUUGUAGGAAUUGGGAAUAAAAGAGGCCCGUUGGCUCAUUCAAUCUGUGCAGCAUCUCAUGUAGAGACGAAGGGGCUUGCUUUCCAAACAAUAGAGCAGAUUAAUGAAAAGGCCAUGUUACCGACAGUGUCAGGCACUAAAGAAGUUACCGUAGGAAGUUCUAGCAGGGAGCUUGAGAAAAAAUCAGAAAAAUUUCAGGUUAGAAUGGAACGGAUCCUGGGCCUUCCUGGGCCUCCUCAGAUUCUCCAGGAGUUUCCUGAUAAAAGCAAUAGGGGAGGAAUGUUCAGGAGACAGGAGGUAGUAGCCUCUAAAGGGAAUGUGAAGCCACAAGUUCCAGAAAAAGAUCCAAAGGCAAUCGGGAACACAAGAUGGAUGAACCAUAGUUAUACCCAUGGAAAAUCAGAAGAAGCAAGAAUGGAUACUCAAGGCUUCAAGGCAACAAAAAACAUUAAGAAAGACCCCUCUCCCCUGGUAUAUGUACUUUUCACUGAUGAUGUUAGUGAGAGAGAGAAACCUGAUAUGGUGAUGUCUGAUACAAUCACAAUGAACAUUAAUGAACCUGCGCCUGUUUUUGAGAUCAGGGAAAUGAGCAAAACUGUAGAAACAGCAAAGUCAGUAAACAAAUGCUCCCUUGAAACUGAAGAGUCUGUGUUGGCCGAGGUCACUGAAACAGAAACGGAGAUAACAGAACCACCUGACAAAUUGGUGAGGCCUCUUCCGAAAUAUCUGGAGCCAUGCCCCCCUUUCUUUGUCCAUGAGAUUGAAUCACAAGAAGUAAGUGAAGGAGAGAGCUGUAUUUUUAAUUGUGAUUUCCAAGGCCAUCCACAGGUCACAGUCACUUGGUAUAACAAUGACAAGCCACUGUCACGUAACCAAGAAUGUAACAUCAGAACCACAGAAAAUAGUUCUACACUGACAUUCUCCGCCAUUGUCCGUGAUCACGAAGGCUCCAUUACUUGUGUGAUAUUUAACCAGCAUGGGACUGCUACAACUUCAGGAACGCUAAAAGUGAAUGUAAAGGAAAAGCCUGAAUUUGAACCAUUCAGUAUAUGUAAAGUUGAGCUUUCACCAGACUAUGCAGAAGAGGAAGAGGAACUCAGUUUGGCAUUUGAGUAUUCAAAAAAAGAUGAACCUGAUUUAAGUAUGGAUGGCAGAGCCACUCUCCUGCCUCCACAGAUUAACCUGCCCAGACCUUGCAUUUCUGAUCCAGAUCUGCUUUCACUUCCUGUGGAAAUAAAAAUAACUGCACCAACCCCAACUCCAGAACAAGAUGAAGAAUUUAAAGAAUUAACUCAGUUUGUUGAGUUUGUGCCUGAAGAAGCCCCUGAAGAACAAACUUCUGCAGGACUAAAGCAUAAGUUUAAAUUUUCAUUUGAUGUGGCUCAUGAACCCCCCCAAAUCUUAAAAGAAAUCCAACAACACGUUAGAUGUAGAGAAGGGGAUUCGGUGGUACUUGAAUGCUUAAUAUCUGCAGAACCGCUGCCAAUUGUAACAUGGCUGCAGAAUGAUGGUAUUUUAAUCCCCACUGAAAAGUUUUACUUUGAGGAGGGAGAUGGCAUUUAUAGGUUGCACGUUUGCAAGGUUUCCAUAUCUGAUGCUGGCACGUACAAAUGUGUUGCCGAAAACAAAGCUGGCAUAGUCGAAACUGUUUGUUAUCUUUCAGUUGACCCCGCUGUAGGAAUAUUUUCUGAUGAAGUUGAGCUCAAAGCUGUCCAAAGCCAGGUCAGAGGAGCUCGGGACCGGAUUGCAAAAGAACAUUUGGGGAGUUAUUUUGAAUCCUCAGUAGGACUUACGGAAAGUAGUUUUAGCGAUAAAGCGUAUUCUGUAAGCCAGCAGUUCCACAGUGUUAGCAAACUGGAUUUCGGAGGAGAAGAAACAGGUAGACCAGCCCAGGAAAUGGAAUCCCAGCUGCCAAGUUAUCUAAAUGAUGUAAUGAAGUCUCUACUUGCUGAUGAAAGUGAAAGCCCACAUUUCCAGAUCUGGGAGCAAAACGAAGUACGUAAAGAGAUGGAGUCAAAUGCAGAAGAAGGACGAAAGGUAGCCAGUAUUACAGAAAUUUUAGCAGACACUCCACUUGUUGAGGAGUCUAGAGAUACAGCUGCCGAACAAGCCAAAGUAGAAAGCACAUAUAAACAGGCAGCUAUGGAAAUAUCUUCAAGCUGUCAAUUUGAAAUGGUUGUAGAGAGUCAUACGGAAAGAGAGGAGUCAGUUACAGGAGAAGACAUUUCUGUAAGUCAUGAUGUAAAAGAUGAAGGGGAAACCGUAAGAGACAUAUUUGAGAUAAUGCAGCAGAUUUCUAAAGAUCUGGAAUUCACACGAGCAUAUCUGGAACCAGAAUCGGAGAGUCUUCAGUAUGGACCAACUCAAGGUAUAUCACACGAGGAAAUACCUUCAAGUGAGAUAAUAACAGACAUACCAUUUAAGGAAGUUAAAGAACAAACCUGCACUUUUGAGCAGGAGUUAAGUGCAAAAGAAUCUAUGGAUCAUAGGUUUUCCACACCUAUAUUAAAGAUGCUGCAAGAAGACAGCGAUAUCCAUGAGAAGGAUCAAUGUUUUACUGAUAUAUUAAGCAAGAAUUCUCAGGAUCAGUCAGCCAUGGACGAGAGAAGUAUGUUACAUCUGCAAAAUAUAAGCAAUGAACUCCAAAGUGCACCUAAGGAAGAACAACUUCACUAUGAGGUUGUAAACAAAGAAAAUAUGCAGGAGGCCGUAGCCAAUGAACAGCAAGAACUGUUCAGAGUAGAAAAAGAGCAAGCAUUCAGAAGUUCUAUCUCUGACAAAGAGGAAGGCACUUUGAUCCAUGAGGAAAAGUUCACUAGCUUUGGUGAGGGGAAAGAGAAGGAAAUAUGCUGUGGUGAAGAAUUGGUAGGAAAAGCAGCUGUAAGUGUGCCUGAAUUUGUUUUUGAUUUAAAACAAAUGCUUACUACUGAAGACAGCGUAGAUAAGAAUGCUCAAGAACAAAGUGAAACUCAGGAACUCAUAGGUCCAAGUCCAAUUGCUGGCAAAUUUGAUAUCUCACUUGAUGGAACGCCGGUUCAUGCAGGUACAGAAACCGCUGAUGAACAACAAAACAGACUUAAAUCAGAGGAAGUGUAUGUCAAAGAAAAAUGUUUGGUUUCUGAAAUAAUACAAGCUAAUACAAACAAAAUCACAAAAUCAGCACAAAUCGGCAUAUCAGCUCUAGAACAAAGAUUAGAUUCUAGUCAAGGUAUUUCUAAAGAGGGUGAACUUGUAAAUGAAGCAAAUUAUGCCCGAGAAAAUGCAUUAUGCCUAGAGAAGGAAGAAUUUAGUUUACAUCCAGCUUCCGUAGGCGAGGAAAAUGUUGUUGAGGAACAAGAGGAAAUCAUUAUAAAAGAACUUUCAGAUUUUCAAAGAACAGACCUAGACAAGAUAAUAGAAAGUGCAGAAGUAGACACAUCAGCUGAGAGUUAUAGCCAGGACAUCAACAAAGAGAAGGAACUGGGAGAAGAAGGAAUAUUUGAUUUAAAACAACUUUCUCUGCAUGUAGAAAAUGAUAGUCAAAACCAGGAAGAUGUCCUUGUGAAAGCUCUGCAUUCUGGUUCUGAAGAAAUGAAACCAGAUGUCAACAAAACCCCAGAAAUUGUACAACCCCCCACUUUGUUUCUAGAGCAAGAAAGAGCUUCUCAACAAGAGCUUUUCCAAGAUACUGAGCCAGUAAAGGCAGAAUAUAGUUUCAAGGAAGCUAUCUUAUCCUUUGAAGAAUUUCCCUCCAAACAAUCUAAUUAUAACAUAGAAAUUGUUGUUCAAGAGGAAGUUCACAUUGAAGAAAAACAGACACAUGAAAAGGAUCAAGUUUCUGUUUUUACUGUUCCAGACAUAGAAAUUAUUGGGGGAAAAUAUGUUAAAACUGAAUAUUCAGCUGCUGCAAGCCUGCAAACUGACGUUGCUGAACAUGCACACAAAAAAUCUGAUUUAGAGGUUUCCAAAGUAAAUGAAACUAUAAAGGAAGAAAGUGAUGCACUGCAACAAUCACUACCCCCUAAAAAUGGCAUUUUUGACUUAAAGCAAGCUUACUCAGAUAUGGAAAAAAAUAGCCACCUAUCAGAGACGGAAGAAACAUACUUAAAAAACCUCUAUUCUGCUUCUGAAGGAGUUCUGGCUGAUACACAGAGUACCAUGGAAAAUACAUAUCAAAUAAUGCAUUCUUCCCAAAAAGAUUCCUUCUCUUUGAAAACCAUGAUGGAGGAAGAAAAUGUUCAGGAAUGUACAUCCCCAGAAAACAAAGACAUUGAUUUAAAAUUAGCUUUCCUGAAUCUAGAAAAUGUUGAUCAACAGCAAGAAGAGAAGUUGCCACAGGGGCAAAUCCCUCUCAAAUUCCUGUAUUCUGCUUCAGAGGAAACGGAAGCCUUUCAAGGGCAGCAGCUGAAACCCACUGAAAGCAAAAGUGUCCUCUACAAGAGCAGCGACCACAAAGAAUGCACCCUGUCCCAAGGGAAAGAACUACAAACACAAGAGCAAAUGUUUGAUCUGAAAGCACAUGCUGCAUCUUUAUCCCAAGACUUUUCAUUGAAGGAGGCUGAAACAUUACCAGAGAAAGAAGUGGGCUCCUUUAACCUGAGGUCAGCUUUUGAGAUGGUGGGUACAGAGACAGAGAGCUUCAUAAAACAGCUACAGAAGGCAAGCGUACCAGAGGAAGAAGGAGUUUCUCUAAGUGAGGAACUUCGUCAGAGCUAUAAGCUGCGGCUAGAGGGAGAUAAUUCCCUAGAACAAAAAUUACAAGCAGAAGCAGAGCUGACAGUGACACAAAUACUGAAGAAGGCCUUAGAAACGAUUAGCCUUUCUACUGAACAGGAGCCUGCUACAAAACGGCAUGGCGAUCAGGAGGGGAAAUUUUCAGAGGAGGAAGUGCUUAGGAUGCCAGAUGAAGCCUUUCUGUGGGGACAGCCAGAAUCCGUCCCUCUCAGUCAGUAUUUUCAAAACCAAGUGAAAGAAACUGGUGUCCUCGAAGCUGAUAGUUUCAUAUCUGAUUUGAAAAAAGCUGCACAUGGAAAGAAGCCUCAAAGUGUUCAUGAAACAGGGGGAGAAAAGGCACGUGUUACUGAGCACACCAUUAUCAAAGCGAGGAGCUCUUCCACCGAGGGGACUGAUAUCGAGACGCCUUUCGAUAGCCAAAUAAUGCCCGACAACCAACCAUCAUCACACAGCUCAGCCGAGGAACCCUCGUUGGCCCAGUUCCUUCUUUCUUUAAAAGAUGAAUCACUUAUAAGCCAGGGAGGUGUGACAGGAGAAUGUGAAACUGCUGAAUUAAUGAAUCCUCCUCUAGGAAAUCUAAGUGAAGGGGGUACCGUAGAAACUACUCUUCAUGCUCAAGAACUUCCUCCUCCUCCUCCUCAUGAAGGAGCAGAUUUCUCUCUUACAAAGUAUUUGCUUGCUGCCAGAGAACAGGAGACCCCCAUUGUCAGAGACAGCUCAUCCAGGACUCUGACCAGGGAGGGAUCUAUCACAUCCUUGGAGGUUGAAGAUGUUACAUUUAGCACCGUUUAUGAUUAUUACAAGCAACAGCAAGAACUGACUCGCCCUUUUUCUCCCGAAUCAGAAAUGUCUAUUGAUAUUGACAGCAUGAGCGGAGAUGAAAUGGUAGAGGCUGAGGGGUUCUACACACCACCAUCGUCAGUGGAUAAUUUUGAAUCUCCCAUGUCUUUUGAGUCUUAUCACACACCAAUUGGCAGCCCGGAACGAUAUUCUACGCCUUCAGAGGAGCGAUAUUCUACGCCUUCAGAGGAGCGAUAUUCUACACCCUCAGAGGAGCGAUAUUCUACACCGUCAGAGGAGCGAUAUUCUACACCAUCUGCAGAGUCAAACAGAGCUUCAAUGAGGUCUCCUGCAAAUCUAGUAAGGGGGAGUACCCCACCAGAACGUUAUCAAACACCCCCUGGCUCUCGUUUGCAACACAGGAGCUCUUCUCUUGAAGAGCUACGUGCUGAAAUGUUUGGUACACCUUGUGAAGCAUUAGAACCAAAGGGAAAUGAAAUCCCCCCUGCAUUUAUUAAGCCAUUGACUAAAAGAAAACUCUAUGAGAACACCACAUUGCGUUUUAUUGCCGAGGUCAUAGGGACUCCCAUACCUGAUGUGAAAUGGUAUAGAAAUAAGUCAUUGCUUGAACAAGAUGAAAGGGUCAAAAUACAAAAAGAAGGUGAUAUUUGUAUCUUAGAAAUCUGCAACAUUCAAAAAACAGACGGAGGGGAAUAUAUGUGCCAUGCAAUAAAUAUCAUAGGUGAAUCCAAGAAUAUCGCACAAGUGCAAGUGUUACCCCAUGAUGGAAGAGCUUUGGCUCUUCCUCCUCCAGUAACUCAUCAACAUGUUAUAGAGUUUGAUAUAGAACAAGGGUCAGCGUCACGAACACCUUCGCCUCAGGAAAUUCUCCUGGAAGUAGAGCUGGAUGAAACUGAGAUUAAGGAAUGUGAGAAGCAAGUGAAAAUAGCCACUAUUCCUAAACUCACUUCUGAUGAUCAAAGUAUGAUUGUGUCUCUUGAUGUUCUCCCUUUAUCUCUGGUGGAACACACAAUGGCUUCUUUUGGGAAGGAGAAUGAAGAUGUUACAAUCGACUUUGAAGUCACCGAGAUGCCUCCACGCUUUACCACCCCUGUUUCUGACAUAGAGGUUCCAGAAAAAUCUGAGGCAUUGUUUCAUUGUACAGUCUCGGGCUGUCCUACUCCAGUAGUGCAGUGGUUUAAGGCAAAUCAGUGCAUUUCUUCAGAUGCUUGGAAGUAUGCUGUUAGAAGUGAUAAUGGAAAUCAUAGUCUUAAAAUUCAGAAUGUACAGCGUUCUGAUAGUGGCAUGUAUUUGUGUAAAGCUGUUAAUGCUGUUGGAGAAGCUAUAUGCAGGUGCUUGUUAGCUGUAACUGAGGGCCAGGGGGCUCUUCCAGUGACCAAUGAUGGAGGUGAGGCAGAUCUAAGUUUGGAUAGCACUAGUGGUAGGCCUCAAAAGAUUGAUUUGCUUGUUGAUAAUACUAUCCAAAAUGGCAACCAGACAGAAAUAGAGCUGGAGUUUGAGUUUGAAGGUGACACUGAUGAUUCUCAGAAAGCUGUUAAAUUGGUAGCUGUUACAGAACAGGAGCAGGAAGAGGAAGGAGAAGCAUGCGUAAAUAUUAACUUUGAUGUGUUUGCUGAACCAUCCAAAGAAGAGCAGAUUGAAUUUAAAGGUGAGAGCACAGACAGGUGCAGCUUCGAAUUUCACGUUACAGAAGCACCUCCAAAGUUUAUGAAACAUAUUUCUGAUUGUGCUUCUUUCAUGGGUACCUCUGCAAGUUUCCAGUGUUUAGUAGGUGGUUCUCCAAAACCAGCAAUAAGCUGGUUUAAAAAUGGGGCAUUGAUUCAUGAAGAGAGAUACUGUAUGGAGGAAAGUCAGGAAGGUUGUCACAGUCUGACUAUAAGAAGCUUAGUCCAAACUGAUGAAGGCGAGUAUAAGUGUGUAGCAACAAACAAAGCAGGGACUGCCUAUAGCAGUGCUUCGUUAACAAUCUGCUGAACAUUUCAAAAUGUAUUUAUUCUUAAAGAGACAGCACAUUUGCACCACAUUUAGAGAUCCAUCCCGGUAGACUAUGUAGCAGUAAUUUUGAUGCUUCUUGUUAUUUGAAGCAUCCUUAUGAGUGGGAUUCACUGGCCCCCUCCCCAAGACUCUCCCUACCGGGAACUACUGUGGAGAGGAAGUGAUACCUAGCUCUUAUUACAGGCUAAGCUUCACUCAAAGUGAGUUCCAUUGAUCCUGACACCAUAUGCAUCCUUGUAAUGAUAUCAUUGUAAUUGUCACCCACAUGUGUACACCAUCUUUGUCUGAUACAUGUAAAUAUGAUUGUUUUAUUUAAAAGGUGCAUUCACAUUUUUGUUAAGGGGGUCUUGAAAUAUUUGAUACCCCUUUUUUCUUAUAACUGAAUUGUUUGGAAUUGUACUUUAUACGCACACUGAAUUUUAAAUGCAGUACCAGAAAAGAAAUGAGGAUUUCCCUCUCGCAAUGUUGUAUCAGAAAAUAACAUUCUCUCUUGAACAGAUCCUGAAAUCUUAUGCCAUUUCUCUCCCACUGAAGUAACUGAGACUUACGUUGAUCUCAUUCCAAUUCAAAUGAAGAGUAGUAACAUGACACCAAUUGAAAUGCCCUGAUUCAAAAAGAAUCAGAGACCAAAUUGGCCCAUUUGGGUUUUCUGUUACAGUGGAGAUUGCAGAAAAAACUUUCAGCUUUAUUUUUCUUUUACCAAGUUAAAACUACCUGUUAGCUAAAGGAAAAGCAAUGUAAAACAGGCAAAUAUGCUAAUGUGAAGCUAGUAUAAAUAAAAUAUAUUGAAAUUAAACUUAUUAGAGAUGGUUAAACUUUAGGUGCUCAAUUAAUCUCUAGCAAUGGAUGAAAUGAAACAGAACCCUGAAAUUCAUCUCAAGCCAAGGCCUUGAUAUCCAAAAUUUUAUUUUAAUUU